UGUGCUGGCAGGCGGCCGGGGCUCAGCAUGCGGGAGACCUGCAUCCUCCCCGUCCCGCUGUCUCCUCCCAGCUGUGGGCUCGCAAGGAGUGGCAGCUGGUGGGAUAUAUAAAGGCAGGGGAACCUCAGCCAGCUCAAAAGAAACUCCUGGAGCUACUGGUGUUCUCCCUUCCUCCCUCCCUUCACGUGAUUCAGCUUCCCCACGCCAGGGGAGCCGAGGACAAGCCUCGCUGUGCGAGAUGGCUGCCGGCAGCUGCCGCCGCCUCCUCCUCCUCCUCCUCCUGCCCUGGCUGGUCACGGCCUCGCACAGCCCACCUGGCUGCAAGAUCCGGAUCACCUCCAAGGGGCUGGACCUGGUGAAGCAGGAGGGGCUGCGCUUCGUGGAGCAGGAGCUGCAGAACAUCACGGUGUCGGACCUGCACGGAAAGGAGGGGCAGUUCCACUACAACAUCAGCCAGGUCAAGGUGAUGGACCUGCAGCUGGCAUUAUCUGACCUGUACUUCCAGCCUCAGCAGCACCUCGUCUUCAACAUCAACAAUGCCUCCAUCAGCCUGCGCUUCCGGAGGCAGCUGCUCUACUGGUUCUUCUAUGACAUCGGGUCCAUCAACGCCUCUGCGGAUGGCGUUCACAUCCACACAGUGCUGCAGCUGGCCAAGGACAAGGCUGGGCGCCUGAAGAUCUCUAACAUCACCUGCAACGCCUCCAUUGCCAGAAUGCACGCAGGCUUCUCUGGCACGCUCAGAAAGGUCUACGAGUUCCUGAGCACCUUCAUCGUCACAGGGAUGCGCUUCCUCCUCAGCCAGCAGAUCUGCCCGUCCCUGGAGCACGCCAGCCUGGUGCUGCUGAACUCCGUGCUGGACACUGUGCCGGUGAGGAACGAUGUGGAUGAGCACAUCGGGAUCGACUACUCCCUCCUGCGGGAUCCGUCCGUCUCCACGGACACCCUCGACCUAGACUUCAAGGGCAUGUUCUUCCCCCGUGCAAGAGAGAAUCAGGAGCUGGAGAACCAUGCGGUGGAGCCGGUGAUCAAGGAGACCGAGCGCAUGGUCUAUGUCGCCUUCUCUGAGUACUUCUUUGACUCGGCCAUGCACGCGUACUUCCAGGCGGGUGUGCUGGCCAUAGAGCUCGAGGGGGAGAAGGUGCCCAAGGACCUGGAGGUUUUGCUGAGAGCCACCUUCUUUGGGACCAUCUUCAUGCUGAGCCCCGCUGUGGAUGCUCCCCUGCGGCUGGUGCUGCAGGUGUCGGCUCCCCCACGCUGCAUCAUCAACCCCUCAGGCACCUCUGUCUCCGUCUCUGCCUUCCUCAACAUCUCGCUGGUGCCCCCGGGCCGCCCCGCUGUCCAGCUCUCCAGCAUGGCCAUGAGGACUAAAAAGGGGGUGCAGAUCCCACUGCCCGAAGGCAUGGACUUCACCAAGGAGGUGGUCACCAACCAUGCGGGAUUCCUCACGGUGGGAGCUGAUCUCCACUUCUCCAAGGGGCUGCGGGAGGUGAUUGAGAAAUACCGCCUGGCCCCUACUGCCCCCUACCCCAACUCAAGGCCUGCAGAGCCCAGCGCGGACCCCCGCCAGCUCUAGCUCUUCUCCUCACUCGCUCCUUCACCCCGAACUGUGGGCAGAUCCUGGGCUGGACCCGUAGAGCAUAGGUAGGAAGCAGCUUCCCCGCUCCCGCUGGCACGUCCUGCAGGGCGCCCAUGCCCUGGUGGGUCGCAGCAAGGUGGAGACGGCUGCUCUGGGAACCCCUGCUGCACCCUUUCUCAUUACACUAAUAAACCACGCGACUC
Egretta garzetta (little egret) is the source of this 1779-nucleotide messenger RNA. It is a transcript of the gene PLTP, whose product is annotated as phospholipid transfer protein. Gene Ontology annotation, molecular function: phosphatidic acid transfer activity; phosphatidylglycerol binding; diacylglycerol binding. Gene Ontology annotation, biological process: ceramide transport; phospholipid transport; high-density lipoprotein particle remodeling. NCBI's taxonomy places the organism in Eukaryota, Metazoa, Chordata, Aves, Pelecaniformes, Ardeidae. The record is from RefSeq and is a predicted model, not a curated record.